This is a messenger RNA of Mus pahari (shrew mouse), 6007 nucleotides long. RefSeq names its product adenylate cyclase 6 (gene Adcy6). Gene Ontology annotation, molecular function: adenylate cyclase activity. The record is from RefSeq and is a predicted model, not a curated record. Gene Ontology annotation, cellular component: plasma membrane. NCBI's taxonomy places the organism in Eukaryota, Metazoa, Chordata, Mammalia, Rodentia, Muridae. Gene Ontology annotation, biological process: adenylate cyclase-activating G protein-coupled receptor signaling pathway; cAMP biosynthetic process; adenylate cyclase-inhibiting G protein-coupled receptor signaling pathway. Bases 163 to 3660 code for a protein of 1165 amino acids. The transcript is spliced from 22 exons.
GAAACUGCACUCUGUGUUCUGUCUCUGGCAGCUCUGGAGACUGACAGCAGGCGACAUGGGGCCUGAUAGGCAGGCAUCUGACUGGCUGGAGGGAUACGCGUUCUUACUCAUGACUGUUGUCUUUCCAUUUCUUGGACACUGACAGAGAUUUGCAUUCAAAGCAUGUCAUGGUUUAGUGGCCUCCUGGUUCCCAAAGUGGAUGAACGGAAAACAGCUUGGGGGGAACGCAAUGGGCAGAAGCGCCCACGCCACGCGAAUCGAGCCAGUGGCUUCUGCACACCCCGCUACAUGAGCUGCCUCAAGAAUGUGGAGCCACCCAGCCCCACUCCUGCGGCUCACACUCGGUGCCCCUGGCAGGAUGAAGCCUUCAGGAGAGCGGGCCCGGGCAGGGGUGUGGAGCUGGGGCUGCGGUCAGUGGCCUUGGGGUUUGAUGACACUGAGGUGACCACACCGAUGGGGACAGCUGAAGUGGCACCGGAUACCUCGCCUCGGAGCGGUCCGUCCUGCUGGCACCGGCUCGUGCGGGUGUUCGAGUCUAAGCAGUUCCGCUCCGCCAAGCUGGAGCGGCUGUACCAGCGGUACUUCUUCCAGAUGAACCAGAGCAGCCUCACGCUGCUCAUGGCGGUGCUGGUGCUGCUCAUGGCUGUACUGUUGACCUUCCACGCUGCGCCUGCUCAGCCUCAGCCUGCUUACGUGGCCCUGCUGAUCUGUGCCUCCGUCCUUUUUGUGGUACUCAUGGUGGUGUGUAACCGGCAUAGCUUCCGCCAGGACUCCAUGUGGGUGGUGAGCUAUGUGGUCCUGGGCAUCCUAGCUGCCGUGCAAGUCGGGGGUGCUCUGGCAGCCAAUCCGCACAGCCCCUCGGCGGGCCUUUGGUGCCCCGUGUUCUUCGUCUACAUCACCUACACGCUUCUUCCCAUUCGCAUGCGAGCCGCAGUGCUCAGCGGCCUGGGCCUCUCCACUCUGCAUUUGAUUUUGGCCUGGCAGCUCAACAGCAGCGACCCCUUCCUUUGGAAGCAGCUGGGUGCUAACAUGGUGCUCUUCCUCUGCACCAACGCCAUCGGUGUCUGCACACACUACCCCGCUGAAGUGUCUCAGCGCCAAGCCUUUCAGGAGACCCGAGGUUACAUCCAGGCGCGGCUGCACCUGCAGCAUGAGAACCGUCAGCAGGAACGGCUGCUGCUAUCGGUGUUGCCCCAGCAUGUUGCCAUGGAGAUGAAAGAAGACAUCAACACAAAAAAAGAAGACAUGAUGUUCCACAAGAUCUACAUCCAGAAGCACGAUAAUGUCAGCAUCCUGUUUGCGGACAUUGAGGGCUUCACCAGCCUGGCCUCCCAGUGCACCGCGCAGGAACUGGUCAUGACCUUGAAUGAGCUCUUCGCCCGGUUUGACAAGCUGGCUGCGGAGAAUCAUUGUCUGAGGAUCAAGAUCUUAGGAGACUGUUACUACUGCGUGUCAGGGCUACCUGAGGCCCGGGCAGACCACGCCCACUGCUGUGUGGAAAUGGGGGUAGACAUGAUCGAGGCCAUCUCGCUGGUGCGUGAGGUAACAGGUGUGAACGUGAACAUGCGCGUGGGCAUCCACAGCGGACGUGUGCAUUGCGGCGUCCUUGGCCUGCGGAAAUGGCAGUUUGACGUCUGGUCCAAUGAUGUGACCCUGGCCAACCACAUGGAGGCCGGGGGCCGGGCCGGCCGCAUCCACAUCACUCGGGCUACACUGCAGUACCUGAACGGGGACUAUGAGGUGGAGCCAGGCCGUGGUGGUGAGCGCAACGCAUAUCUCAAGGAGCAGUGCAUUGAGACCUUCCUCAUACUGGGCGCCAGCCAGAAACGGAAAGAGGAGAAGGCCAUGCUGGCCAAGCUUCAGCGGACGCGGGCCAACUCCAUCGAAGGACUGAUGCCCCGCUGGGUUCCUGACCGCGCCUUCUCCCGGACCAAGGACUCUAAAGCAUUCCGCCAGAUGGGCAUCGAUGACUCUAGCAAAGACAACCGGGGUGCCCAAGAUGCUUUGAACCCUGAAGAUGAGGUGGAUGAGUUCCUGGGCCGAGCCAUCGAUGCCCGAAGCAUCGACCAACUGCGUAAGGACCACGUGCGCCGGUUCCUGCUCACCUUCCAGAGAGAGGAUCUUGAAAAGAAGUAUUCACGGAAAGUAGAUCCUCGCUUCGGAGCCUAUGUCGCCUGUGCCCUCCUGGUUUUUUGCUUUAUCUGUUUCAUCCAGCUCCUCGUAUUCCCAUACUCCACCCUGAUACUCGGGAUUUAUGCCGCUAUCUUCCUAUUGUUGCUGGUCACUGUGCUGAUUUGCGCCGUGUGUUCCUGUGGCUCUUUCUUCCCCAAGGCCCUGCAACGCCUGUCCCGCAAUAUCGUCCGCUCUCGGGUGCACAGCACCGCGGUUGGAAUCUUCUCGGUUCUGCUUGUGUUCAUCUCUGCCAUCGCCAGCAUGUUCACCUGUAAUCACACCCCAAUAAGGACCUGCGCGGCCCGGAUGCUGAACUUAACACCAGCGGAUGUCACCGCCUGCCACCUCCAACAGCUCAAUUACUCUCUGGGACUGGAUGCUCCCCUGUGUGAGGGCGCCGCACCCACCUGCAGCUUCCCUGAGUACUUCGUCGGGAAUGUCCUGCUGAGUCUCUUGGCCAGCUCUGUCUUCCUACACAUCAGCAGCAUCGGCAAGCUGGCCAUGACCUUCGUCUUGGGGUUCACCUACUUGGUGCUGCUUUUGCUAGGUCCCCCAGCUGCCAUCUUUGACAACUAUGAUCUACUGCUUGGUGUCCAUGGCUUGGCUUCCUCCAAUGAGACCUUUGAUGGACUGGACUGCCCAGCUGUGGAGAGGGUAGCGCUCAAAUAUAUGACCCCUGUGAUUCUGCUGGUGUUUGCCCUCGCACUGUACCUGCAUGCACAACAGGUGGAAUCCACUGCCCGCCUGGACUUCCUGUGGAAGCUACAGGCGACAGGGGAGAAGGAGGAGAUGGAGGAGCUGCAGGCAUACAACCGGAGGUUGCUGCAUAACAUUCUUCCCAAGGACGUGGCCGCCCACUUCCUGGCCCGGGAACGCCGCAACGAUGAGCUGUACUACCAGUCGUGUGAAUGUGUGGCUGUCAUGUUUGCCUCCAUUGCCAAUUUCUCUGAGUUCUACGUGGAGCUAGAGGCAAACAACGAGGGUGUGGAGUGCCUGCGGCUGCUCAAUGAGAUCAUCGCCGACUUUGACGAGAUCAUCAGUGAGGAGAGGUUCAGGCAGUUGGAGAAGAUCAAGACAAUCGGUAGCACCUACAUGGCCGCCUCUGGGCUAAAUGCCAGCACCUAUGACCAGGCCGGCCGAUCGCACAUCACGGCGCUGGCCGACUAUGCCAUGCGGCUCAUGGAGCAGAUGAAGCACAUCAAUGAACACUCUUUCAACAACUUCCAGAUGAAGAUCGGGUUGAACAUGGGUCCAGUUGUAGCAGGCGUCAUUGGGGCCCGAAAGCCACAGUAUGACAUCUGGGGAAAUACCGUGAAUGUUUCCAGUCGUAUGGACAGCACUGGAGUUCCUGAUCGAAUACAGGUGACCACGGACCUGUACCAGGUUCUAGCUGCCAAGGGCUACCAGCUGGAGUGUCGAGGGGUGGUCAAGGUGAAGGGAAAGGGGGAGAUGACCACCUACUUCCUCAACGGGGGCCCCAGCAGUUAGCAGAGUGCAGCAGCUGAGAUUCAACCGAAGGGACCAAGGUGGGCAUUGAGUGGACUUUCUGCUCGCUGGGUGGAGCUGUGGCAGGGGGGCACUGAGCCUCCGGAUCUUGCUGACAGCAAAAGGGAGCACCCUGGCAGGCUGCGCUUGGACUGCAUUCGUCAGCCUUCAGAAUGGCGAUGAAGGGGACGCUGAGAGGAUUAUCCGAGUGACUUUCUUAAUUGGAGUUAGGCUGGUCUUCGUUCGUGUGGAUGCGGAUGAAGAGAACGGCGACAGAGGCCGGGGAGCCUCCUGUUUGAGAGUUAAAUGGCAACUCUCCAUGCCCACUGUCCCCCUGUCUGGGCAACCGGCUCAGGGCUGGGUCCUUUCUCUCCCUAUUUUUCCUGGGACUACUUUUUGUACAAAGACUGUGGCAGGCAUGAAGAAUGCUUGCCUUUGCUUGCCUGUGUCCGCAGCCCGGGUCUUGGGCACUCUCAGAACCAGCCAAUUCUCCUUCUUAGGCACAAGGCAGAGGAAGAAGGUUCUGUGGGACCUAGCUCUGACCCACCAUACUUCAGGGGAAUGUUUCCAUUUGCCAAAUCCUAGUCCCGUGAUCUGUCCCCAAAGGGGAACAAAGGGACCUCUGACAGUGAAGAUUUAGCCCCAGAUCCUGCAUGCUCCAGGGAAAGGGACAUCUGGCCUCACUGGUACUGUGAGAAUGACCAGCCAGAGGGCAUGCCUGUGUGUGAGGUCAUCAGAAGAACAGGAACUGGAUGGUCACCUGCAGGUGCCAAAGAAUGUGGGCGGGCAGCCAGGGAGGAGGAGGAGGAGGAGGAGGAGGAGGAAGAGGAGGCAGCCACACUGACCUGAGGCCUCAGUGUGCCCACAUGCUUACUUGCUGCCUGCUGGCAGGGGCCAUGGAACAUCUCUAUCCCUUAUAUUGCCAAAUAGCAAGAGGGUCAGGGUUCUAAGAAAGAUGACCUGACCACAAACCUGGCUUCCUAAGUCUGGCACUAGGGAGGCCCUGUGUGUUUGUAUAAUUGUGUGUGCAUGUUUUGUGUGUGUGUGUGUGUGUGUGUGUGUGUGUGUCUCUGUCUGUCUGUCUGUCUGUCUGUCUGUCUGUCUGUCUGUCUUUGAGUGUCUUUGAGGUCUCCAUGUGUCCUCAUGCUCCAGUUCCUCAGCUCUCCACCGGGGACCACCUCUCUCCCAUGGGCCUCUGUCUUCUGGCAUUAAGGCCGAGUUUCCUGUGCCAAGGGAUAGAGAGUAAUGCCCAGGUUGCACAGGAGUGGGGUGGGGUUUGGUAGUAAAAUGUGAGUGGUCUGGGGAGAGGAGUCCUUUUUUGUGCCAAAUCCCUAAGUGCCAUUUGGGGGCCACAUGUGCAGUAUGACUGUCCCCCUGCCUAGGGCAGGGACCCAAGCACCUGCUUAAUCUCUAGUGUCCCUUGGGACUUGAACUGUUGGAGGUUUGUGGGUAGAGGCGCAGGCAUUUCCUGGGUUCCUGAGCUUGUGUCUUGGGGGCGUGGUGUGCUUUCUGACUUGGGGUAGUGUGGGAUUCCUUGCUGAGGACCCCAAUGUUGGUACUAGGGGAUGGGAGCCUAGGAACUUGGAACUCGGCUGUCCCAAGCCUUCGGCCUGAAUCUAGCAUGGCUAGACUCUAGCCCCGGCUCCCAAUCUUAACGAAGCUUGCAAGGGUUGUACUCUGCCCUUGCCUGCCCUUGCCUGCCUCUGACUCUUGCAGCCUCCAUGACUCUGGUCUGAGUUACCUGGUGCCUUGGUUUCUCUGUCUGCAUCUAGUUAAGCCAGCGGCCUCACUCCUCCAUGUCAGCCGACGAUCACUUUGUCUUAGACGUGGGCAGGAAAGGCAGAGGAGUUUCAGGAGGUGCGGAAGGGGCAGGCUGUACUUCGGCCCUUCCUCAAGCUUCUGCCGCCCAUUCUCUGCAGAGGCCUGGGUUCUGGCUUGGUACUGCUUUCCUGGAAAUCUCCAUGUCCUAAUCGGUGGACCACUGGGCGCUUGAUUAGCCAAGGCAGAGGAGAGGAAGAUCAGCCGGUCCAGGCUGAAAAUUUCCUCUGUCUCCCGGAGCCAUAUCCUAUCCCUGGAUAGGAAGGGACUACUCGACGCCAUUGGGGCGGGCGUGAGGUAUAUAAGCCAAAGCAGGGAGACCUCAGCUUUGGGUCUGCUUCUUGCCAGGUGGGAGGGGCUUGUCCACACCCUGGCUCCCCAUACCACAGUGCCAGCCAGUCAUGUCCCUCUCUGAGUUACCUUAGCCACGCUCCUCACCAGUUGGGGAAGGAGUCCGGUUUCGGGAGGCCAUGGGCUCUGGUUUUAUAAUGUAACCACUGUUGGAGUGGGGGAGGGUGAUGUACCAUGUAUU